AUGAACAAUGUCAAAUGCUCAGAAUUUAAAGGUAAGAGCUUAGCAGAAAUCGAGGUGGGAGAUGACAUCUUAGUUGACGAAAAUGUUGAAGAAGAAAAUGUUGAUGGAGAAAACGUUGAAGAAGAAAAUGUUGAGAGAGAAAAUGUUGAAAAGGAUGAUAUGGAAUCCCCUACAACAAAAGAUGUGUGUGAGAGGAAAGAUGAAGAAGAGAGUGAAAUCAACUGUAGGGAAAAGAAAAAGAAAUAUAACCGUAAGCGUUGGGAACAUAAGGACAAGCAAUUAGUUUUGAACCAUGUUAAAAACAAAGCAGCUCCAAGAAAAAAGGAAUGCCUGGACUUCAUUGAUGAGAACCACCCCAUAUUCUCUCCAUCGGACUGGAGUCGAAUUAAAACUCUUGUUUUCAAUACGUAUAGUUCGAUGGUCCAACAAUAUGGCGGAUUGUGGAUGGGAAGAGACUUCCAUGCCGCUGCAUAGCAUUGUUUUGUAUAUCCGCCACUUUUGAAUCAAUAUUGCUGAUACAUAAUUCUUGUUUCUGUUUUGUGACCCUCAUUGUACAACGAG
This is a messenger RNA of Acanthoscelides obtectus, 561 nucleotides long. NCBI's taxonomy places the organism in Eukaryota, Metazoa, Arthropoda, Insecta, Coleoptera, Chrysomelidae. The record is from the annotation of a GenBank genome assembly.